UGUUGAGUUGUAUCAAACAGAGAGAGGUGAAGGGUGAUAUACAUUUUAUCUACUUGUUUUGAGCAUUUUAACCUACCAUAGGUUUUUAUUGUUUUCUUUUAGCUUGUAAAUAGUUUUGGACGUUCUUAGUGUGUUUGCAAUAAAUAGUUGUAUCUGUUCAUUAUCGAUAAACCUUGCACAUUUGCACUAAAUCCCACUGUUUCUGCCUGCCUUCCUGCUGGAACAUCACAAGCCGUGGGUCGCAACUAUCACAGACCAUGGCUCUGACAUCGUGGUUCAGGUGGAACGAGCCCUACUACAGGCACACUCAGAGGAGCCCUGUGGACAUGGUAACCGAGAUGCUGAUGCUGGAGCUCAGCUGGCAGAUCAAACAGGCUGAGAAGCUGCAGCGGGAGCGAGACAACGAGUACCGCAGGAUCAAAACCGGAGUCGAUUACAGCUGGCUGGUCAGCUAUCCCAAGAACAGUUAUGACAUCCCACCAGGGGAGAGACUGGAGCUGGAGAAUGCCUGUGCCAAAAUACACCCCUCUUACUGUGGCCCAGUGAUACUAAGGUUCCGGCAGCUUGUGACAGAGUAUGAGCCUGAAGUCCAGGAGGUGUCACAGCUCUUCCGCACUGUUCUUCAGGAUUCUAUGGAAAAGCUGAAGGAAGAAGAAGAGGCUAAGAGGCUGGCCAGGCAGUGGAACAGUAAGCGGUCAAUGAGCCUGUCCUUAAUGACCGUCAAACCCAGAGUGAGGAUAUACCCUUUCAGCAGUGACAUCAUCAAGACAGUUUCUGAGGAUGUGGAGAGGGGCACAAGUGAGCCGAACAAGAGAGUAUGGAGCAUGCCGGAAUUUAGGCACUCAAAGGGGUUUUGAUGGGCAUAGCCAUAUCUGCUUUAUGGCAUGUUUGAUAGCCCUUUAAAAUCCCUUUGCCUACCUCUGUAGCUUUAGUACUUUGUCCAGUACCUUAAAUUAUAUUUGAUAUAUUUUGUCUAUGAGCAACUUCUUAAGAACCACGGUGUUAAAUGGGGACUAAAUGCAUAGUGGUUAGACUAGGAAAUUAGUAAAAACAUUGAUUGGUUUGAUCUGUGCUUUUGCUGUUUAUUGACAGUGAUUUACAAUGGUCUUUAAAUGUUUAACCCGUUAUUUGUAAUUUACCUUGCUUGUCUUUACAUUCCACUAUGCUAUGUUUUGUCAUGUAAUACUGCAGUGAACUAUGAUGUGUGAAAACCUUACGAAAGCUAAUGAGAGACUUUUUUAAAACAUAUUUUAAAAGGGCUAGAAAGUGACUUUAAGAAGUGGUCUUUUUUUUUUUUGCUGUAUAUAUCAACCUCGGAGUGAACAGAGCUCAGUCCUAAAUCAGGUAAAACAUACUUAUCCAAAGAUAACAAUAGGGCUUUGUAAACCUAUUUAAUAAUGUGUUAUACAUUUAUGUAUUUGUAAUCUGAUAGAUAAGGAAUGUAGUUAAUAGAUACUGGUUUGUGAAUUAGGUACACAUUAGUGACAAGUGGAUAACAAUACCUUGCUUUAUAAGAAGACAAAGUAAGGCACAUAUGGUUUCAAUGUGAUCAAUUGAUUUAUGUAAAUACGACAAAGAUCCUACAUUUCUUCUACAGUAGGUCCUUAAUAUCUCAGCGUCAGACAUUUUACAAUUUUGUAUUUAAACAUGAAGUACACUUGUUAUUUUGCUUGGUUAAAGAUGCUUAUGGUUAAAAAAUGAGAGCUGUAUUCAUAAAAGGUGUUUACCAGGUGACUUUAUACAUGGCUACGAGUAAACAUGCUUGCAAAUUGGAGUUAAACGUGUCCGGCUAAAAGGGCUUUUAACGAAACUUUAACCAGCAUUAAAAAAAUGAUUUAAACAUCCUUUUAACUGAAUGCGUAAAUGUAAAUUGCAGAUACAAGUGGCUAGGCUUGCAGUCAAGUGUAAUCAAUUGCACUGCACACUGGUGGUUUAGCCAAUGGUGUAAACGGUUUUGCAGAAAUGCAACUUAAAUGUAAAAGCAAUGUUGAAUGGAAAUGUAAAGGGGCUAUCCUGUUCCAUUCAGCACAUUUUACAUUUCCGAUCAAGAUAAUAUAUUUUAAUACUGUACUGUAGCAGGUAAUAAGCAGGAUAAUGUAAACAAUGGUUAUCAAAUUCAAUUAUGUGAUCCUGGGGACUUAAAAGGGUUUUGAAAUGGGUGCGUUUGCACUUCAUUGCCGCUGAUAAAAGGUUAGUAUACUAUUAAAUUGUCAAAAAACCCAAACAACAAAAAUCUAAAAAACAAUAUUAUAAUAGUACAUUUGAAGUGAUUAUUUAAAAUGUACAACAGACUUAAGCAUGUGCAGAUAUAAAUAUGCUUUAUGAAUAUGCAAUUAAAAAUAACCACAAAAUUUAAGAUCAAAAUGCUUUAUGAAUAUGGCUGAGUCUGGAAAAGUGGGGGUUAUUGAAAACAUUUGAGAUUUAAACAUUGCUAAAUGUAUGUACUUCUAGACAAAACAUGUUUGCCCUUUUUUUGAUAAACAAUGAGAAUCCUGGUUCACUUCAGUCUUAGCUUUCUUGGGACUUUGGUAAAAAUGUAAACCUGUCUGUAAUAAACAUGAUGUUACAGUAACAUGCAUAUGAUGUACGUUUAAUUACAAUUUAAAUUAUUUAUUUAUUUGCUGUAAUUUUUUCCCCAAAUCUCCAUCAAAAUUGCCAAAAACACAGAUCGACAAAGCUUCCAUGACCUCUAUAACUUAAAACCUGAAAAUUCAUUUUCAUUGAGCUGCACUGGUAUUGAUGGCUCACUGUGGAGUACUGGAAGGAUAGAUAUUAUAGAAGAAACAAAUGUAAUUAGCAUAAAAAAUGCUGAACAAAUGGAUGGCAUCAUAAUGAUAAACAGUAAACCCUAAUUAACCAUGCGCAAGAAAGAAAACCAUGGACCUCUCAGAACUACAUUUCCCAUCAUCCUCCUGCUCACUGGUAAAUCCAUCUAAGUUAUAUAUGCGAGGGGGUUGAUGGGAAAUGUAGUUCUGAGAGGUCCAUGCUGGUACAUGGACGCUAUCUUGAGGCUGGGAAUGCAAUUUAGAAGAUUAAAAAAAGUUGUCAAAAUGUUAAAAAAAAAAUAAUUAAACAACACACACCUUAUGGAAACAGUAGCAACACAUGGGAACAUGUAACACAAUAAAAUAAAAAGGUCCUUAUGUCGCCUUUAAGUCAUUAGGUUAGCGAGACUACAGUAAAAACUAUAAAGAACAAAUAUACGACCCAACCAUCAAAAGGUUUUGCAGCUAUACAUCACAGAAUGUUAACAAUAUAAAGAAAACUCUCGAUUCCGUCAUUUUAAUAGUUUCCAUUUAUUUUAAUACAAAACUUGCAUCCACUUUUACAACAAAGGAAAUUAAUAUCAAAACACUUUCUAUUAACUUGGCGAUAAUUAACAAGAAUACGCUAAUGAUCUGUUUAAGGUUAAGAUGGGUAAUACAAUAACAUCAUGGCAAGUGUUCUCUGCGUGUCACAGUGCAUCACUGGACUUUGUUGUUUUCACCUGUGUUCAUCACACACCUGUUUCUGCUGCCUCUGAUUAAGAAUUGCUACGGAUUCAUCUUCCCUGCCGGUGUGAAUGCCAGCAUGUGCAUUAAUCUUUUAAAAACAUCAGGAAAGGCCACUGGCUGUUCUGGGGUGCUUCUGUGUUGUUAUUUUAUUAGUUAGUUGUGUGUUUUAAAUGUUUGUAAUUCUUCAUUUGCUUUAUGUCUGCCCUGUCUCUCCAUAUCCUUAUUUUCCUUUUUCCUUCUUAUACUAUCAAGAUGGCUGUCACUGUAGCAAUGUGCGCAUGUGAAUGUUAGUUUAAUUUAAGUUAAUGCUAUUUAAAAAAAAAAAAAAAGAAAAAGUAUAUAAUAAUUGGAAGAAGAUUUAUUUUAUUUGAUCUAAAUAUGUGUAUUUUUUGUAUAGUAUAUAGUCAUUAUAGAAUUGUUGAGGUAUGGAUGCUUCUGAUCCCAGAUUGGGUGUGUGCUGAGAUUGUCUUUUGGAGUGAUGUUGUUUUUGGGGAUGUGCGGCUGCUGCUUUCUUGGGUUAUUUAUCUGAUGCUCGAUCAUAUUCCCCUUCUGUAAAUGUUACUUUAUUUGUAUUUUUUUGGGGGGUUUUUGUGUUUGUCCAGGGACUGUCAAUGAAAAUUAGCUCAUAGCUAACUCUGGGUGCAAUGCCUCUGAUGACAUGUCAUAAAUGUUAAAAAUUGUAUAUUGUCCCUGUCAAAUAAAUGCAUAAACAUACAAAAUAACUGGGUAAUAUUAAAUAACAAUCAUAACUACUGCCUCAUUAACUGAAACAAUGUUUUGCAGAGCAAGUCUCUUUGUUAUGGAACUCGUAUUAUUUAUUUAUUUACAUUUUAAAUGUACUGAACUUUCACUCUUCUCAACAUCAUUUCUUUUUAGCCAGCAGGUUGUCUUGUUUAGGAACAAUCAGGUUGACCUCUUACUGAACAUGCAAUAUAGUAAGUGGAAUGGGAACCAGUCUGAGAUACUAUAGUGUUCCAUGCCAACGUCAAGAUUAAAAAAAAAAAAAAAAAGACUGGAUUUAACAUAAGACUGGAUAAAACU
This is a messenger RNA of Acipenser ruthenus (sterlet), 4535 nucleotides long. Its product is annotated as protein RD3. The transcript has 3 exons. Lineage: Eukaryota; Metazoa; Chordata; Actinopteri; Acipenseriformes; Acipenseridae. The coding region runs from base 258 to 857 and encodes 199 amino acids. The record is from RefSeq and is a predicted model, not a curated record.